Polypterus senegalus (gray bichir) is the source of this 1064-nucleotide messenger RNA. RefSeq names its product ras homolog gene family, member Aa (gene rhoaa). The record is from RefSeq and is a predicted model, not a curated record. The transcript is spliced from 5 exons. Gene Ontology annotation, molecular function: GTPase activity; GTP binding. Gene Ontology annotation, cellular component: dendritic spine; cleavage furrow. Gene Ontology annotation, biological process: stress fiber assembly; cell migration; small GTPase-mediated signal transduction. Bases 102 to 683 code for a protein of 193 amino acids. Lineage: Eukaryota; Metazoa; Chordata; Cladistia; Polypteriformes; Polypteridae.
AGGCUGGGCUGUAUUGGCGUGGCAGCUGUAAAGGGGUGGGUCUUAAGCGUCGGACAGGAAAGGAAAGCGAAGACAACUGACAGUAAAAGCGAAUAAACGUGAUGGCUGCAAUCCGUAAGAAGCUAGUAAUAGUUGGGGAUGGUGCAUGUGGGAAGACCUGUCUACUAAUAGUCUUCAGCAAAGACCAAUUUCCUGAAGUCUACGUUCCAACAGUCUUUGAAAACUAUGUUGCAGAUAUUGAAGUGGAUGGUAAACAGGUAGAGCUGGCUUUGUGGGACACUGCUGGACAAGAAGAUUAUGAUAGACUACGGCCUCUUUCUUAUCCUGAUACCGAUGUUAUUCUCAUGUGUUUCUCUAUAGAUAGUCCUGAUAGCUUAGAGAAUAUUCCUGAGAAAUGGACUCCUGAGGUGAAGCACUUUUGUCCCAAUGUGCCCAUUAUACUUGUGGGAAACAAGAAAGAUCUCCGAAAUGAUGAACAUACCCGCCGUGAGCUUGCCAAAAUGAAACAGGAACCAGUGAAGCCUGAAGAGGGUCGUGAUAUGGCUAACAGAAUAAAUGCUUUUGGCUAUUUGGAAUGUUCUGCCAAGACGAAGGAUGGAGUACGAGAGGUGUUUGAGAUGGCAACAAGAGCUGCUUUACAAGCCAAGAAAGGUCGUAAGAAGAAUGCUUGCAGCUUGUUGUAGAGAGGAGGAUUAAAAAAAAAAAAAACAGGCCAAUGAAAAUGUACCAGCAUUCCUUUUUUGUCUGCUCUAUCCAUCACUUUACAACUCUAGAAUUGUAGCACUAUACAGGAUCUUGCUCUGAAAUGUUCUAUUUUUGGGAUGCAGUGAAACUGACAUAAUCUUUUGGAUGUAGAAUUUCUAAGAUGAAUACCAGAGGUUGUUCUAUGCCUUUUAAAAUUUCUCCAAAACUAAAUGCUUUCAAAUGUCUUUUUUUCUAUGCUUCCUUCCCAUUUUUGAUGCAUCUUGUUUAAAAGGUAUAGAGUUUAUCUGAAAUGUAAUUCCAAAAAACUAAAAAAUAAAAAAAAAUCCACUGAAUUAUGCAAUGGGAAAAAUGCAAAGAAA